AUGGCGGCGGAGGGCGGGAGGCACGACCAGGGGAUGGCGCUGCGCAAGGCCGAGGAAUCAGCUGCGCGGAGGUGCCAGGCGGCGCGGUGGCUGCAGCAGAUGGAGCCGGCGGCGGUGGAGUCCCUGCCGGAGAGGCCGUCCGAGGAGGAAUUCUGCGUGGCUCUGCGCAACGGGCUCGUCCUCUGCAACGUCCUCAACCGCGUCAACCCAGGAGCCGUCCCCAAGGUCGUGGAGAAUCCCAUUGUUGCGGUGCAGUCGUGUGAUGUGGCGGCGCAGUCUGCGAUUCAGUAUUUCGAGAACAUGAGGAACUUCCUCGUUGCAGUUAGCGAGAUGAAUCUCUUGACGUUUGAAGCUUCCGACAUAGAAAAGGGAGGUUCAUCAAUGAAAGUUGUCGAUUGCAUACUUUGUCUCAAAGCAUACCACGAGUGGAAGCUCUCUGGUGGGAUUGGCAUAUGGCGCUAUGGUGGCAUCGUGAAAAUUGCAUCCUCAAGUAAGAGGUUGCCUUCAUAUUCAUCCAGGGGAGGAGGCUCAGCUGAUCUGAACCAACAAAUGCUGGAAUUUGUGCAUCUUCUCUCUGAAGUCUCCCUUGAGGAAUCUAGAGUCGGAGAAUCUCAGCAUUCACUUUUUCAGCAAUUUGUGCUUCGAGUUGUGAGGGCAUUCCUUCAGGAAUGGGGUGAAGCUGAGGGCUUGCCCUUAGAUGAUAUGGUCCUUGAAACAAUACUCGAGCAAGCCUGUAAAGAAUUCACUAUUCUGCUCGCUUCCCAUCGAAACCAGGUCAGAUCACUUCUAAGGAAGAUGAUGAAAGAUGAAAAUGGACCUCACUCAAAACAGGAAUUGAUUGAAGCUAUUUCAAAAUCUAUGAAGGAGAAUAACGAUUGCUUCUUAUCCUCACUGCGAUUACCUUGUGGUCGCCGCAAACAGUUGGAUGAUGGGGGACUUGAACACCACCAAGAAGAGCUGGAGAAAUUAAAACUGUCCUUCAACGAGAUGAAGCUUCAGGUUGAAUCAACUCGAGCUCAAUGGGAGGAAGACUUGAGUAGGCUAGAAAGUUAUUUUGAGGCUCAUAAUCACAAUGCUUACCAUAAAUUACUCGAGGAAAAUCGUAAGCUUUACAAUCAAGUUCAAGACCUUAAAGGGAGCAUUCGUGUAUAUUGUAGAGUGAAGCCUUUCCUCAAUAUGCAAACUGAUCAAAGAUCUACUGUGGAUCAUAUUGGGGAAAAUGGUGAGAUCAUGAUUAUGAAUCCUCAGAAGCAAGGAAAGGAAGGGCGGAAGAUAUUCUCAUUCAACAAGAUAUUUGGCCCUAAUGCUUCACAAUCUGAGGUUUUUGCUGAUACACAGCCAUUGAUCAGAUCUGUCAUGGAUGGGUUUAAUGUUUGCAUAUUUGCAUAUGGUCAGACAGGAUCUGGAAAAACAUAUACCAUGAGCGGUCCAGACACUGUAACAGAGGAAACAUGGGGUGUGAACUACCGGUCACUUAACGAUCUGUUUGAUAUCUCGCAAAAUAGAGCAGAUACUACCACAUAUGACGUGAAAGUUCAGAUGAUCGAAAUAUACAAUGAGCAAGUGAGGGAUCUACUGAUGGCUGAUGGUGCAAACAAAAGAUUAGAGAUACGAAACAGUUCUCAUGUGAAUGGACUGAACAUCCCAGAUGCAAAUUUAGUUCCGGUGAAGUGUGCACAGGACGUUUUGGAUCUGAUGAGAGUUGGCCAAAGGAAUAGGGCAGUUGGGUCUACUGCUCUUAAUGAACGAAGUAGCCGCUCACACAGUGUGUUGACAGUUCAUGUUCAAGGAAAGGAGAGAGCUUCAGGGGCAACUCUAAGAGGAUGCCUUCAUCUUGUGGAUCUUGCGGGAAGUGAGCGGGUGGACAAGUCCGAGGCCGCUGGAGAAAGACUAACCGAAGCCAAGCAUAUAAACAAAUCACUGUCCGCACUGGGUGAUGUUAUAGCUGCACUUGCCCAAAAGAGCUCCCACGUCCCAUACCGAAAUAGCAAGCUAACACAAGUGCUACAAGAUGCCUUAGGUGGUCAGGCGAAGACAUUGAUGUUUGUCCACGUGAAUCCUGAAGCAGAUGCUUUUGGUGAAACCAUGAGUACCCUCAAGUUUGCAGAGCGUGUAGCCACCAUAGAACUUGGUGCAGCUCGUGCUAAUAAGGAAGCUGGCCAGGUCAAAGAUCUGAAGGAAGAGAUUUCGAAACUGAAAUUGGCAUUAGACGACAAGGAGCGUGAAGCAUCACAGCUAAAAGAUGUCGCGAACCGUGUCGCCUCUGAAAUGAGAAAUGCAAGAACGAGAUCACCUCUAACCAGCAUGCCCCUGAAACCUGAAGCUGGCCAGGAUUCUAGUGUUGACACCUGUGCGAGCGAGAUCAGAAGCUCAUCAUCUGGAAAGCAGAGAAGGUUUCGCUCUCCAUUGUCGGUGAGAGAACUAGAUGAGAAGUCACCUGUCAUCAACAGGGAAUUAUACCUGAGUGCCCGGAAGUUCAAGACUCCAUCUCCUCCGGUAAGAAGUUCAUUGUCUGCUGAGAGAGUUGGCAUUGCUAAAAGCGUGGACAAGUCUGAGAACACGGACUGCACACCAGUAUCAAGGAUCGAAGUGCCCCCCAAAGUACUGCACAACAGCUCUAGGAACACUCCAUCCGUCCUGACAGUUCAAAGCUUACGGAAGUUCCGAGAUUCGGAGGAAAAUCGAAGCGCGAAGCCGUCAGUCCGAGAAAGCAUGACAAAAAACAGGCUGCUUGACAGUGCAACAAAGCCUCAGAAAGAAGACCAAACAGCAAACAAGUACACAGGUGCUAGAGUGAGGUCAGAAGCCAGGGUCCCCAGAAAUAUAUCUGACAUAGAAAACGAGUUUGCAAACAGUGAGCCCACCUUCCAUUUCAACCGCAAGACGAAGAAGCUCCCGCCACAGGCGACAAGACAGUCACAGAGCAUCGAUCUGAGGGCCUCGGUCCGGGAGAUGGAACCUGUGACUGAAGGGAGGCUUCGCCGGAGCAAGGCGCCCUACGGCGGAGGAACCAACAUCCCGUUGCCGGAGACCCGGCGCAGCGUUUCUCUGCCCCGCGGGAAGAUCGCUCUCGUGUGAAAGAUCGAAGUUUUGUCGAGCGAAUUUCAUCAGUACCCUGUGGUCCGGUUAUUGGUAGGGCUCUACGACUGGGUAGACGAACCUGAGAGAGGAUCACUUCAUUCUUUCAUUUGUUUGUUUCUUUUUCUUUUCCUCCUGAAGUUUCUGUGUUUGUUUCCUGCAAACCUCACGCCCUUUGUACAUUGUAAAUGUAGCAGUUGCCAUUAUUAUAGCUCAUUUCAGUGGUGAUUGCAUGAUUGGGAACUGAAAGAAACCGCUAGUGUGUAUCGAUCUUUUCUUUUUAGAAAAAUAGACCCUCAUCAACCUUGAUGUUACUAAAUCUGAAUCUUUUAACAAUGUCAU
Oryza brachyantha (malo sina) is the source of this 3420-nucleotide messenger RNA. Its product is annotated as kinesin-like protein KIN-14F. The transcript has 17 exons. The record is from RefSeq and is a predicted model, not a curated record. Bases 1 to 3078 code for a protein of 1025 amino acids. Gene Ontology annotation, molecular function: ATP binding; microtubule binding; microtubule motor activity. Lineage: Eukaryota; Viridiplantae; Streptophyta; Magnoliopsida; Poales; Poaceae. Gene Ontology annotation, biological process: microtubule-based movement.